AACUGGGAACACAGCCUUCAUCAGUAGCUUCCAACGAUUGAAAACGAACGAUUGGAGCUCUUCAAAUUAUUUGUAAUAGAAUAAAAGUUUAUUUUGUUUCAAAAUCUUUGUGAAAUGGCCAAUCGCAUGGGAGGCGGGGCUUGCUGUCCCUCAAGAUGUGGACCCGCCUGUGCACCUUGUCCUCCCUGCCCUCCAUGUGAUCCACCACUGGUUCGGCUGGAUAAACUGUGGCCGGAGCCCUACGAUCCCUGCUCCUUCAAGAACUGCCUGAUCUUUGGUGGUCAUGAUGAGCCCUAUGUGCAGCCCUUUGAUCCCAAGGCUUGUGCUCGAAUGCGUCGUAAUGAUAUAGACCGAUCCUUGGGUUACCCUAUAGGCGUAGUUUCCGGUACUAUAGUAGUAAAGUCGGGCAUUCCGAAUCAGGAGAGUGUUCGAUUUGGUGGCAAUCUCAAGGGAUUCGCUCAUUCCUAUUACACCCGUCGCGAUGAAUGGAAGCCGGAGACCAUCGACAUGAUAGUUAACGAGGGCCAGGUGCUGUUCAACGAUUCGGAGAACAUGUAUCCCCCGAAUUUCGUAGAAGCCCCCGAUAUUUACGAUGAAAACGAGCAAAGGGUCACGCGUCACUUUAAAAUCAACGACAUUGAGUUUGCCAUGGAGUUGGAGGCGCCCUUCGAGAUCUACGGCUAUGAAAAUAUCAUACACAAUCUGCGGAGGAUUCUGAGAGCCUUCUUUAAGAAGGCCAAAUAUGGCGUCUUCUUCACACCCAACUGGUAUCUGCUGAUUUGGAAGGAGAAGGGUGUGUGGAUGGUUUUGGAUCUGAACGGCAGGGAUAAAAGCACCAUGAAACCCAACUAUGAAGAGGGUUAUCCUCUGCUCUUGUGCCUCAAGUCCUUCGACAAUGUCGUCUGGUUGAUCAAAAAGGAGAGUGAUCUGGAGAAGACAGCUAGGUUUACGAUUAGGGAGAUCCUAGUGGUUCGUAUGGCCACUCCGGGAAAUACGGGGCAGAGUUGGGAGCGAGAGCAUGGAAUGCGAAUGAGCCAAUACGAUGUGAUAGCCUCCGAUUACGCCUAUGUCAAGUCCAAUCUUCAUCUGACCCUGAACUCCAAGGAUGCUCUGAGGAAUCGCAGUGCCCUGCCGGUGGCUGUGGCCACUGCCUUGGCCUCCAAAAUCGAUCAUCCCGCCACGUGGGACCAGAAGAUGUACGACAAGGUCAUGUGCUAUGGCGUUAAUAUGUGCAAGAAUUGCUGGGAGCCCUGUGUGGAUCUCAGUCAGCCCAUGGAUCUCGAUGAUUUCCCACGACAGAUUCGCAUGGGUCAGUUUGUGGCCGAGAUUAUGCUUACUCCCAAUGUCUACGAGGGCUGGUGGAAGUGUGUGCCAAUGUACAAGUUCAACGAUUUCCAUCUGAUGUUGGAAAAGGCUCUGGAUCAAAACGAUUAUGUGAUCUUUCAGAUCAACAAUCAAAUGUACUCGCUGUGGAAGAAGUCAGACUUUAUCUAUCUGAUGGAUCCGUAUCGGCAUAAUAUAGUGGGUCGCAUUUUGGAGGAGGGUGAGGAUCCGAAAAGUGCCACGGUUAGGAUGUUUGGGAACAUGGAUCGUCUGUUGAGCGUCUUUCAUCAGAUUCUACUGGAAUCAAACCGAUCUGCUAUAUUCCACAUACAUACCCUAAGGAUUAGGAAUAUUACGGAGUGUCCUCCGGGAACUGCUCCUGCUCUACUUCCUCCUGAUGAAGAUGUGGAGGUACGAUCUCUCAAUGAGAACAUUCGCUUCGAUGAGAACUACGACAAGUGCCUGCAAGAGCUGGGCGAGAUCAGCGACUUUGAGGAGGAUCUGGUCUCGGAGAUCGAACCCAUUGUGGAGGUCAGUUCCUCCGAGGAGAUGGUCGAGGAGGAGGAAGGCGGUGGCGGCGGAGAAGUCGAGGGAGGCGAAGGAGAGGACGAAGAAGAUUAACGCAAAAGAAAUUUUUCCAGUGAACAAUUUUCGGCAUUUCGUAUACAUUUUUUACGAUUUAAUUAUUUCACUUCCUGAACAACUGCUAAAAUUAAGAAUAUAAAUUAUAAGUUAACCAACAAUAAUGUGUUUUAUAUAUUAUCGAUUUUAUCGAUAGUAUCGAUAAUUGUUUAAAACCAGAGAAAAGAAGUUGUAAGUGGAAAAACUAACAUGUUUCUAUAAUUUAAACCUACUGAGCAGUUACAAAUUAAUGAUAAAAAAUUAUAUUUAUAAAGCCCUAUUA
Molecule: messenger RNA, 2227 nt
Organism: Drosophila biarmipes
Lineage: Eukaryota; Metazoa; Arthropoda; Insecta; Diptera; Drosophilidae
Exons: 2
Coding region: 115-1944 (609 amino acids)
Source: RefSeq, a predicted model, not a curated record